This is a messenger RNA of Oreochromis aureus, 3746 nucleotides long. RefSeq lists its product as uncharacterized. The transcript has 8 exons. The record is from RefSeq and is a predicted model, not a curated record. Lineage: Eukaryota; Metazoa; Chordata; Actinopteri; Cichliformes; Cichlidae. The coding region runs from base 2645 to 3436 and encodes 263 amino acids.
UAAAACAGCACACUGGUCAAGCACGUUUCUUACUUACAGUCACGAGCGAUUCACUAGACGAACGUUUGUUCUGCUACAGCCAACUUCAAACCCUGAUUCAUAUCAGAAUAUCAAAUUCACAUUUGAAUAUCUGAUUUAGUGUAACACCCUAAAUUGUUUUAAAGUUAAAUAUCAAAAAUGAGCAAUCAGGAAGGAAAACCAGAAUUUGUGUUCACUCUGCCAAAGAGUGCACUCGACGACCUUAUGAAGGUUAGGAAAGCCUUGCAAAACUCUCUGUCUGAAAACAAACUUUUAAAAGAGGGUGCAAGUAGAGCCAGACAGCAAAUCAAACAGAUGAUGAAUCAAAUGUCAGCGAUGCGCACCAAGCUGAAACUGUAUGAGAUCCAAGCUGGAGGAGUCACUGACGAAUCAGCAUUGAGCAAACUGCAGGUGAGCAGCGCCACCAAAGAAAAAGAGGAACAGACAUGUUCAGAUCAGGAAAAGGCCAGCAACUUUGACCUUGAGAUGAAUCGUCUGAAAGAGCAGCUUCAGCAGAGGGACAACGAAAUCCUGAUCCUGAAACAGGAGAAGGACACUCUGUCUGCCAAGUUCACACAGCUUCAGAAACAUGAAAGAAAUCUGAAAGAAACUAUGUGGAAUGCUCUGUGGAAAGAACAAACACUGAGAGAGAAUCUGGAGCAGGAGAAAAAAGUCCUGGAGGAACAAAAUAAGAAACUCCUGGAAGAGCAAAAAGUGGUGAAUGACACAAAAGAAAAAGUUAAAGAGGCCAUCCCAAAUUGUCAGGAUGCAGAGAAAGAACAGAAAAAACUGGAGGAGGACACGAAAGCUCUGCAGCCACAGAGUAACGACUCCAGCGAGAUUAAAGAAAGUCAGGCAGAGACAAAAAUACCAGAAAUGCAGACAAAACUGGACACGCAGAGAAAAGAAUUAGUAGAGGCUCAGACUGAAACACAGGAGACGGCAACCCCAGAGUCGUCCUCAUCUGAUGGUCUGAGUGGGGAAAAGUUGUGUGUCAACAAAGUGAUUGAGUUGGUGGUUUCACAGGCCAUAGAAAAAGUCUCCACUAAAUACAAGCUCUUCACAGAGCGCCUCACUCCUGACUGCAUCAGCGAUCGCCUGAUUGAAAAAAUUUGGCCUGAAAUCGAGCUGAAACAUUUGGAUCUAUCCCCCAAAUGGCUGAAAAAUAUAGACAAGGUCAUUCUCAAGGAUCUUUGCAAAACACACAACUGCAAGGAAAAAUAUCUGAUUUUGAAUCUGAGGGAACAGCUUGAUAACAUUACUGUCCCAACCUUCACCAAACACCUGUUGGCAUUACCAACAAGAGUACUUAGUGUCUCUAAAAACAGGGAAGAGUACCAGGAGGCUGUGAAAAAUGUCACUAAAGAUCUGGCAAUGCACGCUAUGAACGGAGAAAAUGAGACAGCUACAUGGAAUGCAGGAACAUCAGAGUUUAUUGUACAGAGGCUUUCCCAUAAGAUCUGGAACAAAAUUUUGUCCAAAAACUACAAAAUGUCCAUGGAAAACAUUGAACAACUCGGCCUGAAAGUAUCCAAUGAUCUCCGUGAAAAGUGGCCUUCUCCAAUACUGUUAAUGAGGUCAAGCAACCCAGUGGUUGACGAAGCAGUCGUCAGCAGCUUCAAAAAACAUGCCAAGCUGAGGAGCCAAAAUGUCAUCUUGAGGGCUUUCUCAUGUGCACAUUAAAAUUGAACUGAAACGUGCACGUGAUUAUGUUACAAAACUCUUAAACUGGCAUAAAAUAUUGUUUUAAUUCAGCAACCUAAAUUAAAUUUUAAAACCAGAGUGGUUCAAAAUAAACACUCUUCUUCUCCCAACUUCCUUCCCUCAUCACUAACUGGCCGAGGCAGAUGGCCACCCCAUCUCAGAGCCUGGUUCUGCCGGAGGUUUCUCUCUUUUAAAAGUGAGUUUUUCCUUCCCACUGUCGCCAAUGUGCUUGCUCUAGGGGGUUAGUUUUUGUGCAUUAUUGUAGGGUCUUGACCUUACAAUAUAAAGCACCAUGAGGGAAGUGUUGUUGGGGCUUGGCGCUGUUUCUUAACUCAAAAUGUCCAAUUACAACAGGACAUUUUACGUUAAGAAACAGCGUCAAACCAGAAAUUAAAAUAAAAUAAAAAAAAUUAAAAAAAACUUUGAAUUUGUGCUUUGUUUCAUUUGCUGUAAAUUUGCUAAGAAUGUAAUAUAAGAUUAGAAUAGUGUUUAUUUGUUUGCCUAUUUAUAAGGAACCCCAUUAGCAUUAGCUAAGCACUGCAGGAGAGAGGCCCCAGACAUGAGGAGGAACGCAUGAAGGCCAGGUGAAGAGAGGGACCCGACAGCAGGAACAGUGACAGAAGGAGACAACGCGUGCGAUUGGCAGCAGGGCAGAGGUAUACCUCUGCCUGCAUUUGUGAGUAGUGUCUCCAGUGUCGUUCACCGGGUGCAGCCGUGUUGGGAGAGGGUCGCCAUGGCUAUAAGCCAGGGCCGCUUCCGGGACAAUGGUUCUGGCCCAUUGACUGUAGAAAACACCAGUCCGCAGGCGUGUGGGGUCUCAGAGCUCUGAUGCGCAUGGAAUUUUCUCUGGAGAGUUGCCGCAGUCAGAAAGGUUUAAGAAUAUGCAAAAACCAAAUCUCUGAGAGAUGCAACCAGAAGACGAAUGAGAAACAUACUUGAGGCUGAGAUGACAGAAACACAUGGGACAUCUCCCCCUAAAAGCGUAAGAAUGAUGUAUGCGCAAGGGAUUGUUGCUCUGUCUCCAUAUCUGGAAGACCCAUAUUCACAACAUGGAUAUGAACAUUACUACAAUCCAGAGAGCAGUUCAGGAUACCUUGAGUGGCGGUUGAAGACCAUUCAAAGAAAAGCUGCGGAGGAAAGAAGCACCUCGGUUUGCAAAUCUCCCAAAAUUGGUGGGCCAGGCCAUGGUCGAUCCAGACCACUCACCACUCAGACAGUGUUAUCAGAUGAGGAUGUAAGAGCAGAGACAGCUGAUGAAGACAUCCUUAAAAAGAUGAAAGCUACCUUCUUUUAUCGGCAUUCAAUGGUUAGCGAUGAAAAGAAUCCAGCAGAUGUCUUCAUAGGCCUGAUGCGGUUUCUGGACACACCAGGACUGAUAGAACAAGAUUUCCGACUCCUUUUUUGUGAGGCCACUGCCAGCAAAUUCUUGGAGAGGUGGCCCAUCAAUCUCAAAGCAAAGGUUGUAAAGGAAAGUCAGGGACUUGUUCCCACCUCAGAGCUCUUGGAGUUAAUGUGCAAUGCUGAGUCAGGUACUGAAGUUGAGAAUGGCUGGGACAGUGACAUGUCUGCUAUCUUGCUGCUAUAUCUGCUACCACCAUCUGCACGAGGGCGAAAGAGACCAGGAAAGAUGUCUGCAUCUCAAGCUGUCGAUAACCUCAUCAAAUUCCCAAAGGCUGGAACCAGUGUACAGCAGCAUCUAGACAACAUCACCUGAAGCAGUCAGCCCUGCUUUCUUGCUCAGGGAUCCACAAGAAGCAGCAUGCACACCUUGUGAUUGACAAGCAUGCACUUCCAUGUAAAGUGACAGGUUCAGUAGGAUCCCUUGAUGAACUCUUUAGGGCCCAUUAUGUCUUUGGUACAUCAUACAGUUCAUCCCUGACCAACUUUUUCACUUUUCUGCAAACAACUAUGACAUUGGGGAAACGUCAUAUUGCUUUCUCUAGUGAGCAUCCUAGAACUGUAUGCUAAUGCAAGGGUUUGUUACGUUAAUUAAAUGACACUGAAAUGAGAAACAUAAUAAAUGC